Salmo salar (Atlantic salmon) is the source of this 3735-nucleotide messenger RNA. RefSeq names its product testis-expressed protein 2. Gene Ontology annotation, molecular function: lipid binding. The record is from RefSeq and is a predicted model, not a curated record. NCBI's taxonomy places the organism in Eukaryota, Metazoa, Chordata, Actinopteri, Salmoniformes, Salmonidae. Gene Ontology annotation, cellular component: endoplasmic reticulum.
UACAUAGAAGCAACACCAACUGAUCAUCACCGUUUAAAGUGCACUGAUUAAUGUGCACUGCAGCCAUGGUUUUUAGAAUCAGAUUGGUGAGAUUCUGAGAGGAGCUCUAGCUGCUGCUGAUGCUGGGAGCGCGUGUCACAUCUGGAGAGAACAGAGUCAAUCUGCCGGGGGUGCCUUGGUCUGCAAUGUAAAGAUAAGAAAUGGCAGAGAUAGGAGAAAAUGAGGCGAGAGGAAGAGAAGGAGCAGAUGGAGGAGGUGGAAUGGGAGGUGUAAGGCCACCCCAUGACCCCCAGAGCCCGGCCCGCUGUCCGUCUCCUGCUCCCCCAGUCAGGGCCCACCAUGGCGGGCUCAGGAGAGGGAUCGUGAUCCAGCUAACAGGCACAGAGGGUGAGUGGGACAGUCUGGAUGACAACGAGCUCAUCUUCCCCCUGGAACACGACUAUGUCGACCAGACCCCUUACAUCUCCCUCUCCAAGGAGAGACAGAACUCCACAGAGGAGGAGAACCAACACUGCCUGUACUCCCCAGCCUUCCACGUACCCCUCUCCCCCUCUUCCCCUGGGUCCCUGGAGGACUCCUCCAUCUUAGCCCCUAGCUUCCUCUCCCCCGGCCCAGCCACCCCCACCCACCAGCCCCUGGCCAGCCUGGUGAAAUCCCUGUCCACAGAGCUGGAGCUCCCUCAGGGCUCAUCCCUUAGACCCCGGCCCUUCCUCAGCCUGGUCAAGUCCAUCUCUACUGAGAUCUCCCGCUCAGAGCCAGAGGUGUCCCAGUCCAAGUCUGACUCCCGCCUCUACCUCCACCUGCAGUGGAAGAACCUAACUCAGCCUAAGGGAAGGAGUAACGGAGAUUCCCGUACCGCCCCACCCUCACCAGUCACUCUAUCCCCGUCCGAGGGCACCAAGGCAGGCUUCUUCAAGAUGGACACGAAGCGGAAGUUCUCUGAGGCCAUGCAGGAGCCUAUGUUCAGUAAGCCUAUCAGUAUGUUCAGUAAGAUCAUGGGGGAUGAGAAGGAGAAUGCAGCAGCAGGCAGCCCCAAGCACCAGAGAUCUACAGGGACUCCCUCAGCCGACUCCCCCAGCUCCAGAGGGGUCUGUGUGGGGAGGAUGGACAGCAUGGAGGUGGGUAACACAGAGUCUCCUUUGCGGAGCGCCAAGAGAACGGACGGUGGCUCUCCGCCGGUGUUUGACCGGCCAUGUGCCAGACAUCCCAGGAAGGGUCUGCCCACUAGAACAUGUUCUGUCCACAAUCACCACGAUAACAAACGAAACUACACGACAGAGGAACUGGAGAUCUGCACCUACGAUGAAGUCAUGCAGGUUGUGGCGGUCGAGAGACAUCAUCACAGUCGUCUGCGGAGAUUGCCUGGUUCUCUGAUCUCCUCAGGACCCCAUCAACCCACCUCUCUACCACCUCCACCACGCAUGGGGUUGUUCUGUGUGGCUGUGUUGUCAUACGCCUACUUCAUUCUCCCCCUGGGCACCUACAUGUCAGGCCUGGCUCUGGGCAUGGCCUUUGGCUUCCUGCUGGGGCUGCUGCUUCUUAGGCUGGGCUCAACCAGACAAACCGCUCAGCCACAUCCACACAGCGACGUUCAGGCCCUGACUGAGGCUGUUCAGCAGUCUGAUGCCCUCAGCACCAAAUCCGACGUCCUCAAGUCCCAGGGCUGGAUGAACGAGAUGUUUGAGUACGACCCAGAGACUUACCACCCGUCCCUUACCCACUCUGUGUUCGCCACCCUGGAGGGGCACUGCCUCCGCCUGGACUACCCCAGGAACAACAUCAGCCGUAGGGCCACCUAUGACGAAAAGCCCCCCGAGGCUGUGGUUGUCAGCUCACGCUGCUUCCAGCUACAAAACGGCAAGGUGUUCCUGCUGCCCUCUGUGCUAGCCCGUAAGAGGCUGUGGAAUCUGAAGUACCCUAUCUGCAUCGAGCUGGCAGAGGGAGAGCGGGUCAUGGAGGAGGAGAAGGGUAAAGAGGAGACCCCAGGAGAGGAGCAGGGGGGAGACCCGCAAACACGACCCACCACAACCCCCAAACCAGCAAACAGCGUCCCUACAACCCUAUACCUCUUUGGACGGACAGGAAGAGAGAAGGAGGAGUGGUUUCAUCACUUCCUGUCCUCGUCCAUGGUAAUGGAGAAGGAGAAGGAAAGGCCUGGCAGAUGUGUGACCAGAUCAGAUGUGCCAAUGGUGCAAGGGGUGAGCCCUUCAAGACGGUUCCAGGGCAGCAGGAUGGGGAGCACUGAAGAGGACCUCCCCUCUCCCCCUUCUACCCCCUCCAUCCAACCAUCCAGGGCGGGCUCUCCGCUGCUGGACUACCCCACCUACAUGGCUCGUUUCCUGGCCUCAGAGCAGCCCAGCCCCUUUCCCAGCCCACAUCUCAACAGCACAGAGACAAGCCCCACCAAAAAAUGCACCUGCGAGUUCCUGGGGGAGGGCCAGACUGACUGGGUCAAUGCCCUGAUUGGUCGAAUCUUCUUGGACUUCCUGCGUGAGAAAUACUGGGCGGACAUUGUCUCCAGAAAGAUCCAGAGAAAGCUGAGCAGAAUCAGACUGCCUUACUUCAUGAAUGAGCUGACUCUGACUGAACUGGACAUGGGCUCCUGUCUGCCCCAAAUCACCAGCGCAUCCAGGCCUGUGGUCAACAGCAGAGGCUUGUGGCUGGAGCUGGAGGUGGUGUACACCGGGGCCCUGCAGAUCACCCUGGAGACCAAGAUCAACCUGUCCAAACUGGGCAAGGAGGGAGGCCUGGACACAGACAGCCUCACUGAUACUGGCAGCCUGGGACCCGUCCUCAGUGUUCUGGCUGACAGUGAUGAGGAGUCCUCCAGCGCCGGCUCUUCUGACGAGGAGGAAGUAUUGCUCUCAGAGCCCCAAGGCAUUGUGGGAGAAAAGGGGACUCUACCUGGUCCUGAAGGGGUUUCUGCUGGUGGCGGGAAGACAGGCAGGCGGAUUUUGAGAUUUGUCGACAAAAUUGCAAAGUCUAAGUACUUCCAGAAGGCAACAGAGAAUGAGUUCAUCAAAAAGAAGAUUGAGGAGAUGUCCAACACGCCCCUGCUGCUGGCAGUGGAGGUUCAGGAGCUUUCUGGAACACUGGCUGUCAACAUCCCUCCUCCCCCUACUGAUAGAGUAUGGUACAGUUUCUGUGUACCUCCCAAGCUGGACCUGCGUGUCAGACCCAAGUUGGGGGAGAGGGAGGUCACCUUCUGUCACGUGACUGAGUGGAUUGAGAAGAAGCUGCAGGAUGAGUUCCAGAAAGUGUUUGUGCUGCCCAACAUGGAUGACAUCUACCUGCCUCUGAUGCAUUCUGGGAUGGACGGUCCUCCAGCGGCCCAGCAGCCCCAGCAGUGUCCGUCCCAGUCAUCAGACCACUCCUCCAUGGAGUCGAUUGAGAGGAUCUCCCAGGACAAUACUACUACAGAGUUGGACUAGUGCCUCCCUGUGGCCCAAUGACGCUAUGACACCCUUGAAGUUCUCAUAGCACCACAAGUGGAUGUGUCACCAAAUGUAGUGGGAUACUCUAUAUUACAGAACUUCAACCAACUUUAAGUGAUGCCUUUGGUCAAUGUUUACAUGUGAGGAACAGUAAUGAGGUGUGAGUUUCCUUGCUGUUUUAAUUGUUUACAGUUCAAUGUCCUUUUGAGCAGACAGUCUAUAUUUAAUACAUGAAAAUGAAAACAAUCAUUGAAUGACAUGACAUGAGGAAGUGUUUUUGUCAUGUUUUUAAUCAUUUGAG